CCGACGUCACCCGCCCACGUGCCGACGUCGCCACCGGGCAGGAAGCGACGCCGUCUGGGCCGCUUCGCUCGCUCACACCUCGGGGUGGCCACCCAUCUCGAGCGGCCUCACGCCGGUGUCGUUCUCUCGGGUGGCUUACCGAUCUCGAGCGGCCUCACGCCGCUGUCGUUCUCGGGUGGCUUACCGAUCUCAGGCGGUCUCACGCGGCCUCACCGCGGCUGUCGUUCUCGGGUGGCUUACCCAUCUCAGGCGGCCUCACGCGGCCUCACCGCGGCUGUCGUUCUCGGGUGGCUUACCGAUCUCGGGCGGCCUCACGCGGCUGUCGUUCUCGGGUGGCUUACCGAUCUCAGGCGGUCUCACGCGGCCUCACCGCGGCUACCGAUCUCGGACGGCCUCGCGCGGCUCCCGGUCUCGGACGGCCUCGCGCGGCUCCCGGUCUCGAGCGGCGGAAGAUUUCUCCAAAGUUUUAUUUAAAACAAAACCUCGACUGAUUCCCCCGACCCCCCCGCCACUGUUGGCAAUAACUCGCCCGCUUCUUCCCUUCCCACCACUCGGCGUGAAGCCGGGAGAGACUUGAGCCAUGGCUGGCGAGUACACCAUGCUGGGCAUGGCGGUCUUGGCCCUGCUUCUUGCCGGUUACCUUGGACAGCAGUACCUGCCCCCACCAAAGCCUCGAAUAGUUGGUAUCGACCUGGGCACCACGUACUGCUCAAUCGGGGUGUACCAUGCUGGAGUGGGGGAGGUGGAGGUACUGGCCGACGCGGACGGGCGACGUGCCUUCCCCAGCGUCGUGGCCGCGGGCUCCGACGGCCGUGUCCUUGCCGGCUUUCCCGCGCUGCAGCAGGCGGCCGACAACCCGCACGCUACACUCUACGACGCCAAGCGCUUCAUCGGGCGUGCUUUCUCACCUGGCGAGCUGGAGCGUGAGGCCGGGCGCUACCAGUUCACGGUGCGGCAGGUGUCCGGGGAGGUGGUGUUCGUGCUGCGGGGACACGGGGGUGCGGAGCAGACCGUCACCCCGGAGUGGGUGGGCGCGCAGAUGUUGGAUCAGCUGCGUCUCCUGGCCGAGGAGCGACUGGGCCUGCCUGUGCGGUACGCCGUGCUCGCUGUGCCCGCAGAGUUUGACGAACGACAGCGCAACAGCACCAUCAAGGCGGCAACCAUGGCUGGCCUGGAGGUGCUGCGCGUGGUGAACGAGCCGACGGCUGCCGCGCUGGCGUACGGCCUGCACGAGGAGGAGAGCGUCAGCUCCGUGCUGGUUGUCGACCUCGGCGGUGGCACCACGGACGUGUCGCUGCUCACCAAGCAGGGUGGCAUGUUCUUCACACGCGCUAUGGCGGGUAACAAUCACCUGGGCGGGCAAGACUUCACACAGCGGCUGGUGGAGCACCUGACAGGGCGGCUGGCUGACCGGCACGGUGGUGGCCGACCCUGGGGCCGUGCCGACACGCAGCUCCUACGCGAGGCGGCCGAGAUGGCCAAGCUGGAGCUGACGCACAACGACAGGGCACGCGUGUCGCUCCGCCUUUCGCUGGUGUUCAUGCCCGACAAUGGUACACAUAACACUGUGGAGAUGGAUGAGACGGUGACGCGCCAGGAGUUCGAAUCGCUGAAUGAAGAUCUCUUCCAGAAGGUUAUGGAGCCCAUUGUGGAGGUGCUGAGGUCCGGAAGGCUCGUCGCAAAGCAGGUCGACCGCGUUGUGCUGGUGGGCGGCUCGACGCGCAUCCCGCGUGUUCGCCGCAUGCUGGCGGACUACUUCGGCUCGGAGCCCGACACGAGCGUGGACCCCGAGCUGGCCGUGGUGACAGGUGUGGCCGUGCAGGCCGGUGUGUUGGCAGGGGCAUGGCCUUUGAGGGUGGGAGCCCUGGAUAUUCCCAAUAAGCGCUUGCGCAAGGUGACGGUGACAUGACCAAGCGAUAGGCUUGGCAUAUCCUUAUCACCGUGCUGGUGAUGGCAGUUCUACAGACAGGAGGGAACUAAGGGGCUCUAAUUAAUAACAUUGCCCUCGUGUUCACUAUUUAAAAUAUCUUUGAGUGGCAGGGGAGGUUCUUAAAUUUAAGGCAGUGAAUCACGAGGGCGAAUUAGUCAAUUUUCUCUGGCAAUCCUAACUGGCAACGCAAUUAUGAGCAACUAUAGCAAAUUGGUACGGCAGUGACAGUGAUGGGAGAUUGUGUAGUCAAUAAAAAGUCUUGAAAACUAUGGUUCAUGUGCAAUGAUUGGUAUACAAAGUGCACCUAACCUUUGAUGGUCAUGUAAACUGCCUUUGAUUGAUCGGAAAGUGUCAUCCCAGUUUCCCACUCGGGGGAGCAAUGGUCAAAUUGUUGAGAUUUGGGCAAAUCCUAUUGCCAGUGAAAAUUGACAAAAAAAAAUCAUUGUAUUAUGGCCAUUAAAUUAAUUUGAGCACUCCCCUUGGCACCAUCAACCGUUUGCUGUUUAUAGAAUUGGCAUUUCAGGAAACUUGAAAAAAUCAAACAAUGACAGAUGUGUUUAUAAGAAUUGUCAUAUCUACCCAGUGUCAUUGUCAAAACAGUAUGAUUUUUGUAAAACCCCUUUACAGCCAUUUGCAUCUCAGGAUCUGGUGCGCCGGUUCCAUUACUUCACGUGACCAAUUGUGAUUUUGGUUGCAAGGGUACACACGAUAUGUGUUAUCUAGUGGCAAAAUAUGGAAACAGACCACAAUGCUGCUGCAUUGAAUCCAUCACUUUUCCAUCUCCACUCUCACUGCAAGGUAACACAUUUGACAUACGCAUGGCUCUAAAAAGGUUAAUACAAUUACAACGCAACAAUACUUGCACAGUAUAUACUGCAGUUAUGGGUUCUCCACAGCCAAGUGUUUUCAUGGGAUGAGUGCGUACCAGCAGUAUAAUACACAACGUGCAAUCUUACCAUUGUGGAGCUGUCCCUGGGCUACUAUGUAGGAGAUGGACGUCUCGAUCACAUUCGCACAUAUACACUGAAAUGUAAGUUUUAGUGAGCAAUGUGAUCCUUUAAAGAUGGAAUAAAUUAGUGAGGCCAUGUGUGCUGUUCAAUAAACAAGUGCGUACAGUAAUUUGAAAUGAACGGCAUUAAAUGGCCACUGUUGGUCUAUGGUCCAUAUUGUUUGUGUUUUGUUACGUGAAGAUAAGUUUUCUGGAAGUGCAUAUUUAUAACCUUUAAGUUAAUUUACGAUUAUUAUCAUAUUUGAAUGUGAUCAAAAACAGUUGUUUUUGUCUUAUGGAAAUACGUUAAUUUAAAACUUGGUGGCCAUAUUGUAAAAAAUAACUAGGCACUGAUUUGAAAAUUAUCGAAGUGUAUGAAUAUCGUAUUUAUGAUAUUUUUGUACAAUAACUGGAACAUUCCAUUAAAGCUAUUCAGAUGUAUCAUA
Molecule: messenger RNA, 3364 nt
Organism: Petromyzon marinus (sea lamprey)
Lineage: Eukaryota; Metazoa; Chordata; Hyperoartia; Petromyzontiformes; Petromyzontidae
Gene: HSPA13
Product: heat shock protein family A (Hsp70) member 13
Molecular function (GO): ATP-dependent protein folding chaperone; ATP binding
Source: RefSeq, a predicted model, not a curated record